Messenger RNA from Papaver somniferum (opium poppy), 941 nucleotides. RefSeq lists its product as uncharacterized. The record is from RefSeq and is a predicted model, not a curated record. Lineage: Eukaryota; Viridiplantae; Streptophyta; Magnoliopsida; Ranunculales; Papaveraceae. The coding region runs from base 36 to 941 and encodes 301 amino acids. The transcript has 3 exons.
GUGAAACACACAUUAUCACGUCGACACCAGAAAAAAUGGGUGUAAUGUUUGGAAUGCCAAGAAUGGCAGGAAGAAGAACUGAUGACACCUUUUUGAUGGGAGGUGGUGGAUGGAGGCAGAAACCAUUCUACAUUAGACACUUUGGUGAUAGCAACACGGUUACAAGACCAAUGCUACAAGAUGCCAUCUUGAAACUGCUCAAGCGUACUGGAAUCAAGAAUUCUGAAUCUGAAGGUGGCGAAGACAGUGAUGAACAAGUACCCGAUAGUGAAGAUGAUGAAGAUAUGGAGUACAGGAUACCAAGAGUAGAAACUGAACAAACAAUUGAAGAUAUGGUUAAGCUAUUAUGCUUGUUUAUGUGUAUUACUUUGUUUUUUACAACAAAAGAUGCUCAUAAACUCAAAGAAAAGUACUUUGGUUUAGUUGAUGAUCUCGAGAAGUCAAAGAAUGUAUCUUGGCCUGACCUGAUACAUAGUUUCUUAGAGAAGAAAAUCAAUCAGAACUACAACACUCCCGAGGACAUCACUGGUUGUGUCGUCUAUUUGUUGUUGUUGUAUGCGGAGCAUACUCACUUGGUGAAACCAGUGACGUUACCAGAUGAUCGAUACCUUCCAAGAGCGGCAAGGUGGAACAUCAAAGAAAUAUCUGUUGAGUUUCUAAAGGAUAUGGAGGCUUCCAAUACACAGCUUCCAGUUGAAGAGGUGCCAUUGACAGUAGAUUGGCAAGAAAAGUUCGAGGAUUUGGAAGUAAAGAAUGAAAAUUUGAGGCUGACAAUUGCAGAAAAAUGGGGUGAGUUACAGAGCAGGAAAGAGGACGGCCUCCCCAUUGAUGUGAGUAUCCUAGAAGAGCUUUUGAAUGAUAUAUCACAGAGCUUACCCACCUCCACAACCAAACUCGGGAGAGAAGAAUCUAGCAGUAGCUCUGAAGAAGAAUCUAAGUAG